CAAGCCAAUAUGAAGAUUCCAGCAUCCACUGCUCUUGCUGUAAUGGCAGUCUUUCUGCCGAUAGUAACCUGUGCUCCAGCAGGAGACGCCGAGGAGGAAGACGACCGAUCUUGCGCAAAAAGGGACCAAGAGGCCAAAGAAGUGGGAGAAACAGUCGUCCAAAACUGCAAUUACUGGUGCCUCCCAAACAAAGACAACCACUACCACUACGUAAAUAAGUACUAUCCCGAGGGCACGAAAUGCGAGUACGGAUGGGGCCUGCAAAGCUUGUGUAUAAACGAGGCUUGCCAUCAUCCAGAGAGUGAUACCUAUAAGGAGUACGUGUCGAAGAAUUCACGAAAGGAUAAGGUGCCACCAGGAAAAAAGUCUGGAAAAACACCAAAGACUCCAACAGGCGAAGAGGAACCACCUGUGACGCCAGACAAGGCGGAUGAGGAAGCUGAACAGAAUGAUAAACAAGACGAGAAAGAGGAAGAUGAUGAGAAUGAGGAUAAUGACGAGGAAAAGGAUAAUGACGAGGACGACCAAUAUCAAUAG
Molecule: messenger RNA, 537 nt
Organism: Ixodes scapularis (black-legged tick)
Lineage: Eukaryota; Metazoa; Arthropoda; Arachnida; Ixodida; Ixodidae
Exons: 5
Coding region: 10-537 (175 amino acids)
Source: RefSeq, a predicted model, not a curated record